This is a messenger RNA of Tyto alba (common barn owl), 2546 nucleotides long. RefSeq names its product CKLF like MARVEL transmembrane domain containing 3 (gene CMTM3). Bases 65 to 577 code for a protein of 170 amino acids. The transcript is spliced from 5 exons. Lineage: Eukaryota; Metazoa; Chordata; Aves; Strigiformes; Tytonidae. The record is from RefSeq and is a predicted model, not a curated record. Gene Ontology annotation, cellular component: membrane.
AACCCCACAGCCGCACACGCACGCACACGCACACACACCCACCGCCCGAAGCCCGCGGGCGGCCAUGGAGGAGCCCGAGCCCGCGGGGGCCGCCCCGCCACCGCCCGCGCUGCGCUCGCUGCUGGCGCCGCGGGAGCUGCUCUGCUCCCGCAAAGGGCAGCUCCUCCUCGCCGAGUCGGUGCUGUCAUUUAUCAUCUUUAUCUGCUAUAUUGCAUCUCUCGCUGCCUCUUUCAUGAUGGCAGCACUCCUAGAGUUUCUGCUGGCACUGUUUCUUUUUUUUGCCUACGCCUCCAAGCUUAAUGAGAAGUUUAAAGGACUCUACUGGCCUUUGACGGAUUUCUUGCGGUGUGUCACUGCUGCCAUUAUUUACUUUGCCAUUUCAAUUGCUGCUGUCUCAAAAUACAACGAUGGAGCAUCUAAAGCAGCAGGAGUGUUUGGAUUUAUAGCCACAAUAGUGUACGCCAUUGAUUUCUACAUAACCUUCAAUGACCUGGUUACUUUUCUCAAGCAAGGCAGUUCUGAUUCCCCUGAAGGGCGCAAGUCAGAAGAUGAGGACUCCGAUUCCGACUCAGACUGAAGAACUGAACACCAACCAAAUGUGAAGGGAAGAUGAUUAAGCACUUUCCUCUUUGCUUAAUGCACUGCCAAUUGAAAUAUCUUCCUUAUUUCAGCCUUGGCAUCCUCCUUCCAUCUCCUUGUUUAUAGAAUCACCAAAGUAAAGACAGGGAGGUGAUGUGGAAAAGGAGACUAUUCCCAGUGCCAUUAGACACUCCUUCAGAACUCUGUAUUUUACAGUAGUUCAACCUUCCAGAGCUCUGUAUUUUACAGUAGUUCAACCUUCCAGAGCUCUGUAUCCAAACACACAUCAAUUCUCUGUUGCCUCUCUCUACUCAGCACAACAAUGUACUGAGUAAACAGGAACACAGUAUUUUAAACAUGUAAGCAAAGCUUUUCAUAUGCUUUCUUAAUUCCAAAUCUUUAACACUUAUAGCUUUUAUACUUCUUGCUGUGCCAAAGAAGAGAGGCUCAGAAAGCCUCUACUUUAUUUGUAUUUUUCUUGAUUAACUAACAGUAUUUCUUUAUCUGAAGUCUGAAUAUUCCACUAAUCUCAAGCACUGAAGGCAUAGGUUAUAGUUAACACGUUGGUUUCAAUACAUUUAUAUCUACCACCUAUCUCCAACAAGAAAAAGUGACAACUGGAAAUCUGCAGCAAGAAAAAUCUCAAAAUAUAAUUGUGCUGCAGGGUAGCUGGCUCAUCAGAUAUUCAAUAUGAUUUUCUCAAGCUGCUUGGAUGGGAUCACAUCCCAUCUUCUGCAAUUUCACCAGUCAGGAGGUAGAACAGAUCAGGCAUCGUCUUACCAGUGCCCUUCCUACCACUGGCAUGGAAGCCCUUGUACGUGUUUGCACAUACAGGUAAGGAAGGCUUGCCAGAUGCCAUCCAACAGGAUCUGCCUAUCAAAGCCAGCAAAUAUUUGUGCACAAGAUACCACUGUCUGAUCUCAUGCUCUGUGUUGCAAACACUGGUCCUCCCAUGAGAAAUAGCACUGGACUCAGCUGCUGGGUUUGCAAAAGAGACAACUGCUUCUGUAAAACUCAGGAUACCUAGGCCCAGGAGGGCAAUACAUCCUUCCCACUGUGAAAAGGCCAAAAAAAACCAUCUCUGAACUAAAGAAUGUCUGCAAGGAAAUUAAUUUUCCCAGACCCUUUUUUUUUUUUUUUUUUGGGUGUGGGCGGAUGGUUUUUUGUUUAGUUUGUUGUUUGUUUUUUUUUUUUUUUUUUUUCUCCCCUGGAAAGACCUGAUUUAUCUCAUCAUCUAGUAUUCUGGGGGAAAAACAUGAAUUUACAAAAGGCGUUUCCAUGGGUAGCACAACCUACCUUGAAAUGUUUCUGUCUACCUAUAAAUGCACACUGCUUGAAAAAAGCAUUGCAUGCUCCUUAUACAUGGCAUCAAAUGGGUCUAUUUCAAAGAAACCUGUAUACAUUUUUUAAAAAUAUAGUACCAGAACAGGUGGCUUUAACAAGAAGUAAUUAAAAUGUGAGCAGAUGGUACGAACAGAGUAAAUGAAAAACAGCGAUAAACCAAUAAAGGCAGAUUUCCUUUGAAACAAAAUUACCCCUUGGGUUCCACUUCCCUGCUAGCAGCUGGCUGCUGAGGGGCAGGAGGACGGAUCCUAACAGCGAGCAGGUGCUUGGGAAGGUGCUGGCCAGGUUCAGAGUUGUCUAAGCGGCAGCUCCCACAUCUCCUGUUUCCCGACCACUGAGGGAAUAAAAGCAAAACAAAUGGUUGCUUCUAAUGUGACAUACCAUCUUUGCUUUUAUGAGAAAGACCUCUUUGGAUCUUUUCCUGUAUGAAAUUCCAUGUUUCUUUUCUGUUGUCAUAUUUUAUUGGCACACACUGGGAUGUCAGGGGACCUGGGCUCAUUUUUAUAUUCAAUUGUUUUGUAUUUCUCUUUUUUUAAUUAAAAAAUAUACUGCAUGUCACAUCUGGAAACUAGUACAUGGUUAUUAUUUAGAAGCCAUGCUGGAUUAAAACUCUUUUAAUAGAA